AUGUCUACUUGCCACUCUUCUCAAGUUAUCCCGGGCCUAGCCAGCCCAAUCUUCUCAUCAGUCGCCUACUUCAUACGAUUUGCUGCUUCCACAGUAGUAUUCUUCAUCUUAUGUGUCGCCCUCUACUCGGUGUUCCUCGCUGCCGUCGACAAAGCGUUCACAGAGCCAAUUGUGGAGACAGACCUUACACAGACAACGAUCGAUCUCGAGCCCAUCAUCAAUUCUCCUCGAAAAGUCUGCUCGCCGGCCCGCCACAAGACCCCAGAGGACAACAAAGGUCUUGAUACUACUGACCUCGACAACCACGAGAGCCUCAAAAUUCUCGACAACAUCGUUACGAACAUAGACCUUCCUGGAUCUGAGGUCGAACAGCUUGCUGUUGAUGACCUCGAUUCCUCAUACACCAAGGUUGAUGUGAAGCAUGACGACACUGACAGUAUUCCGGAAAAGUUCAACCAUCCAUCCCCUACCAGGUACCACUGGUAUGAAGACCCAAUGGAUAUCGACACCCUUAUGGACGAUGAGGAACCUUUGGACCUCGGCGACCCCAUGGAUCUCGACGACCCUAUGGAUCUGGACGAACCGGAACUACUCGCCACUAAUGUUCUAGGUAAUCAGAUGUGCUGUUCUGAGCCCACAGCCUUUGUUGCACCGCCAACUACACCAACAAGAGCAGAAAACGUCGCACACGUGGAUUCGUCGGGCCAAGAAUAUUAUUACGCCGGCAACUUGUCCUUAAAGAAGUCAUUCCGACGCGGGGAAGGGGUAAUGCGCAAGGAUCUGCUUCUGAUGAGAUUCUACAAGGACAAGUACGACCGCGACCUCUUCAAGCGAUGA
Messenger RNA from Glarea lozoyensis ATCC 20868, 837 nucleotides. RefSeq lists its product as uncharacterized. The transcript is spliced from 3 exons. Lineage: Eukaryota; Fungi; Ascomycota; Leotiomycetes; Helotiales; Helotiaceae. The record is from RefSeq and is a predicted model, not a curated record. Bases 1 to 837 code for a protein of 278 amino acids.